AUGAAUGGCGAAGGAUUCGACGGGUAUGGUAUAUCUUGCCCUAAAGGAUGUGGUAAAACGUACAAGUACAAGAGUAGCGUUCGAAAUCACCUGAGGGAAUGUGGAGUAGAGCCUCAGUUCGUUUGUCGUGUAUCAAGAUUAGGCGGAUACGAAAAAGCUGCGAGUAAAAGCACCCAACAAGCUUCCGAAAUCUUUUAUUUCUAUUGCCCUCUUCGGUGUGGUAGGAAAUAUAAGUACAAGUGGAACCUCAAUCAACACUUGAGGUACGAAUGUGGCCAAGAGAAACAAUUCAAAUGCACCAUGUGUAGUAAAACAUUCGCUCACAAGAGAAUAAUUUCAGAUGUAUUCGUUUGCCCGAAUACUUGCGGUCGAUCGUAUAAAUAUAGAGCGGGACUUUACCAGCAUCUGAAAUACGAAUGUGGUCGCGCAAAACAGUUCCAAUGUUUCAAAUGUUUCAAAGAUUUCGCUCGCAGAAGCUCCUUGAAGAUUCAUUUAUCCAACGUGCACAGUUUGGUUUAG
This is a messenger RNA of Planococcus citri (citrus mealybug), 519 nucleotides long. RefSeq names its product zinc finger protein 69-like. The coding region runs from base 1 to 519 and encodes 172 amino acids. Gene Ontology annotation, cellular component: chromosome. Gene Ontology annotation, biological process: regulation of transcription by RNA polymerase II. The transcript has 3 exons. NCBI's taxonomy places the organism in Eukaryota, Metazoa, Arthropoda, Insecta, Hemiptera, Pseudococcidae. The record is from RefSeq and is a predicted model, not a curated record. Gene Ontology annotation, molecular function: chromatin insulator sequence binding.